This is a messenger RNA of Aspergillus campestris IBT 28561, 255 nucleotides long. RefSeq lists its product as uncharacterized. NCBI's taxonomy places the organism in Eukaryota, Fungi, Ascomycota, Eurotiomycetes, Eurotiales, Aspergillaceae. The record is from RefSeq and is a predicted model, not a curated record. The transcript is spliced from 2 exons. The coding region runs from base 1 to 255 and encodes 84 amino acids.
AUGGUUGUCGUUAUUGCCGGGGACUCAGACCUCAAUGGCGAGUACCACAAGGUGCCUAGAGGAAGUUUUGAGAUGCAGGAGGACAUGGCGAUGACAUUCCGUGGCUACCACUGCGAUAUCGUCGACAGCGACGGCAACGCUGUUCCAGGCGGACAGCUGACCCGGAAAGAUGGAUUGACGAGAAGGAUUCUCAAGGCUGGCUACCGAUGCCACAUCCUGAGCGGAAGGGUGACGUUCAAGAGGUUCUUUUAUUAG